CCCCUCGUUAACUGAAAAAGGAAAAGGAAGGAACUGGUUAAUGAGCUGAGCUGCCAUGGCUGCCCAAAGCUUUUGGCUUUACAUAUCCAUGGUUCUAAGUUUGGUGGCGAUUUUAUCAUCAUAUGGGAAUUGCAGCUUUGGAACUCACUUCCCCAUUGAAGAAGCAACGGUGAAAGAUCUCCAACUUGCUUUCUACCAAAACAAACUCACCUCCAGGCAACUUGUCAAGUUUUACCUCAAACAAGUGCGUAGAUUUAACCCCAUUUUGAAAGGGAUCAUAGAAGUGAAUCCAGAUGCUUUAGACCAAGCCACUAGAGCCGAUCAUGAGCGAAAGAGAAGCUCGCUGAGCUCUUUGUCACCAUUGCAUGGCAUUCCUGUACUUCUAAAAGAUAACAUUGCAACCAAGGAUAAGCUCAACACAACGGCUGGCUCCUUCGCUCUGCUUGGCUCUAUUGUUCCUCGUGAUGCAGGGGUUGUGACCAAGUUGAGAAAGGCAGGUGCAAUCAUCUUUGGAAAAGCGAGCCUGAGCGAGUGGUCUCAAUUCAGGUCCAAUCUCCCCAAUGGUUGGUGCGCAAGGGGUGGCCAAGGCAAGAAUCCUUACACAAUGGGAGAACCUUGUGGCUCGAGUAGCGGCUCUGCCAUAUCCGUUGCAGCAAAUAUGGUUGCAGUUUCACUAGGAACUGACACUGAUGGAUCAAUAUUAUGCCCUUCUACUUACAACUCAGUAGUUGGCAUCAGACCAACAGUAGGUCUCACCAGUCGAGCUGGGGUUGUUCCGAUCUCUUCGAGACAGGAUGCUGUUGGGCCUAUUUGUAGAACAGUAUCAGAUGCUGCUUAUGUUCUAGAUGCCAUUGUAGGAGCAGACAAAUAUGAUAAUUCAACAAUUGAAGCAUCAAAAUACAUUCCAAAAGGUGGGUAUGGCCAAUUUCUGAGGCCUGAUGGGCUGAAAGGAACGAGAAUAGGAAUCGUGAGGAAAUUCUUUGAUUUUGGCGACGAUGGUGUCUUCUACUCUGAAGCUUAUGAGAAAGUUUUCAAAUCCUUGAAGCAAGGAGGAGCAAUAUUGGUGGACAAUCUGACGAUAGACAGCCUAGACAUAAUCAUUGGUGGUUUAAGUGGAGAGUGGACUGCAUUGCCAGCCGAAUUCAAAAUAUCCAUAAAUGCAUACCUCAAAGAGCUAGUUGCUUCUCCAAUUCGAUCCUUAUCAGAUGCAAUAGAAUUCAACAAAAAGAACUCAAAACUUGAGAAGCUAAAGGAGUAUGGUCAGGUGUUGUUUCUAGAAGCAGAAGCCACAAAUGGAAUUGGAGAUGUAGAAAAAGCAGCAUUAGCCAGCGUAGCAUCACUGUCAAAAAAUGGAUUUGAGAGAGUAAUGAUUAAGAAUAAACUUGAUGCAAUAGCAGCACCUGGUGGGUUAAUCUCUCCUGUUCUUGCAAUUGGAGGCUUUCCUGGAAUUAGUGUACCAGCUGGAUAUAGCCCUGAUGGGGUACCUUAUGGCAUUGGCUUUGGAGGAUUAAAAGGGUUUGAACCAAGGCUGAUAGAGAUCGCAUAUGGAUUUGAGCAAUUGACUAAGAGUAGAAAGCCCCCUUUAAUUAAGAGACAUUAAAUUAUUCAUCUAUGGAUGAAAUCUUAAGACAGACUUUAGUAAGUUUGCCACAACCAAGUGGACUUAUAAUGUUUAAUCCUUGUGAUGAAACUACAUGCUUCAAUAAGUAAUAAAAUGUUUCCAUUAACUUA
Molecule: messenger RNA, 1731 nt
Organism: Benincasa hispida (wax gourd)
Lineage: Eukaryota; Viridiplantae; Streptophyta; Magnoliopsida; Cucurbitales; Cucurbitaceae
Product: putative amidase At4g34880
Source: RefSeq, a predicted model, not a curated record